AGUAGUCAGUUUAUCUGCAAUACAUGAUUGUCUCGGUGUAUUUCGUUCAUCAAUCGUUCAUGUGAAAUUAAUUGACUAUUCGGGAAGAGGAGUAAUUGCAGUUAUCAAAAUCCCUGACGAUGGAUUCCAUUCGUUGGUGGACGUUAACACUUUUUUUAGGUGUUUUUAUAGCAGAAUGCAAAUCGGCACGAAUUCUUGCUGUAUUUCCAUUGGCAUCGGCUAGUCACAGUGCUGUAUUGCACACUAUUACUGUGGAAUUGGCGAAGAGAGGUCAUGAACUCGUUGUAUUUGAUGGAUAUCCAGUGGGUACGGAGAUUGAAAAUCUUAAAAAUUAUCGGGAACACCAUUUGGUGGAGAAUGAAGUGUCUUCUCAAGAGCUGCGGCAGGUCCUCAAACGUCAAGUGAAUCUCCUGCAAUUGAUGCUCAAGCUGCCGGAAGUUUCUGAAAGAUUAAUGGAGCGAACAUUCUCAAACCCGGAAAUGUCGAGACUGAUUGAACCGAACAGUGAAGAAACAUUUGAUCUUAUAAUCAUUGAAUGGGUAACUUGGGAUUCUUUGAAUGCACUCGGUUAUCGAUUUAAGGCACCAGUAAUUGGCCUCAUUACAGUUCCGAUAUCAGCAUUUGGUUUCUCAAUUGGUCUGCCCUUCCACUCGAUCGAUGUACCCCCAUAUAUGACUGGUGAAACUGGCGAGAAGACAUUUUUUCAGAGACUCAAGGGAUUCGCUAUAGAUUUUGCUCUAACGUCUUUCAUGUAUUACACCUUGAAUCGGCAGCAGAGAGUAAUUGAAAAAUACUUUGGGAGUGAUUAUCCCCAUGUCUAUGAUUUGAUGAGGAAUGUCAGCAUGAUUUUCACAGAUCAGGAGCAUUGGAUGCCCCAUCCGACGAUUGGAGCACCGAAUGUCAUCAAUAUGGGUGGAAUUCAUGUCUCCAGGGAAUCGGAACAACAGCUGACAAUUGACAUGAAGAAGUUCUUAGAUUCCGCUGACAACGGCUUCAUCUACUUCAGCCUGGGAUCUACUCUACCCGGACAUUAUAUGUCCGAUGAGACGCGGAAAAUUUUCACGGAAGUAUUCGCUGCCAUUCCUUAUCGCGUAAUUUGGAAGUGGGAGGCCGAUCUUCCAGGAAAGCCGGAUAAUGUUUUCAUAUCUAAAUGGCUGCCACAGAGAGCUAUUCUAGCCCAUCCUGCCAUCAAGGCCUUCAUCUAUCAGGGCGGUCUUCAGAGUACAGAAGAAGCUAUUUCAGCUGGUGUACCUCUGGUUGCAUUGCCAAUUUUCGGUGAUCAACAGAGCAACGUCAACAAAAUGGUGAACGUCGGUGGUGCAGUAAAGCUGGAUAUGCACAGUUUGACGAAGGAAGACUUGCAGAAGGCCAUCAUGGAGGUGGUGCUAAACAAUAAAUACAAACAAAAAAUAAUGGAGCUCCGAGAUCUGCUGAACGACAGGCCCCACGACCCAGUGAACAACACCAUGUGGUGGAUUGAAUAUGUCAUCCGACAUAAGGGCGCAUAUCACCUGAAAUUAACGCGAUCAACUCUCAUCUGGUAUCAAGCACAGAAUCUCGAUGUCAUUGCUCUCUCGACUAUUAUUCUCCUUAUCUUAUUAUUCGUCAUCUACAAAAUUUUUAGCUCCAUCGUGUCCCUCUGCCGCUGGAUACGCAUUAAAAAUAUCGAUAAAAUCAAGCAAUCGUAAAUAAUCGCGAUAACAAAUUAAAAAAUGAAUUAAAUGUGAUUAAUAAAUAAACAGUAAAAAAAUUAAUCCAUUGCCUUCUCAUAGCCACAAAUAGAAAACGUUCCUGGGAAUUGCUAUUGCUAAUAGGUAUGUAUUAUUUUUAAUUAAUAUAUGGUAAGAUCUUCU
This is a messenger RNA of Fopius arisanus, 1853 nucleotides long. RefSeq names its product UDP-glucuronosyltransferase-like. Bases 120 to 1688 code for a protein of 522 amino acids. The transcript has 3 exons. NCBI's taxonomy places the organism in Eukaryota, Metazoa, Arthropoda, Insecta, Hymenoptera, Braconidae. Gene Ontology annotation, molecular function: UDP-glycosyltransferase activity. The record is from RefSeq and is a predicted model, not a curated record.